Messenger RNA from Abrus precatorius (Indian licorice), 1629 nucleotides. RefSeq names its product glucan endo-1,3-beta-glucosidase-like. Gene Ontology annotation, cellular component: plasma membrane. The transcript has 4 exons. The record is from RefSeq and is a predicted model, not a curated record. NCBI's taxonomy places the organism in Eukaryota, Viridiplantae, Streptophyta, Magnoliopsida, Fabales, Fabaceae. Bases 35 to 1366 code for a protein of 443 amino acids. Gene Ontology annotation, biological process: carbohydrate metabolic process. Gene Ontology annotation, molecular function: hydrolase activity, hydrolyzing O-glycosyl compounds.
CCAAACACAACACCACCCCUCACUAGAACCAUCCAUGGCCACCACCUCGACCCUCUCCGCUCUGUUCCUUCCCCUGUUGCUGCUCCACCUUUCCACCGCCGCACACUCCAUCGGCGUCAACUACGGCACCCUCGGUGACAACCUUCCGGCGCCGGCGGCGGUGGCGAACUUCCUUAAGACGCGAACGAUCAUCGACCGCGUGAAGAUCUUUGACUUGAACCCACAAAUCCUUCAAGCCUUCGCCAACAGCGGCAUCUCGGUGACCGUCACCGCCCCUAACGGUGACAUCGCCGCCCUCGCGAAAAUCGACACAGCUCGCCAAUGGGUGGUCGCCAACAUUAAACCCUUCCACCCUCAAACCAAAAUCAACUACAUCCUCGUCGGAAGCGAGGUCCUCCAUUGGGGCGAUGCCAUCAUGAUCCGUAACCUCGUCCCCGCCAUGAGAACCCUUCACUCUGCUCUUCUCGCCGAGGGUAUCACCGAUGUUAAGGUGACGACUGCACAUUCAUUGGCGAUAAUGAGGUCAUCGUUGCCACCGAGUGCGGGAAGCUUCAGGCCAGGGUAUGCGAAGCACGUGUUGGGGCCAAUGCUGAAGUUUCUGAAGGAAACGAAGACACCCUUUAUGGUGAACCCGUAUCCGUAUUUCGGGUACAACCCGAAGAACGUGAACUUUGCACUGUUCAGACCAAACCGGGGUUUGUUUGACAGGAACACAAAACUAACAUACAAUAACCAGUUCGAUGCAUUGAUGGACGCAGUGCACUCGGCCAUGAAGGCCAUAGGGUAUGGUGACGUGGACAUUGCGGUGGGGGAGACAGGGUGGCCCUCCGUUUGCGACGGUUGGGAUGCGUGUAGCAUCGCUAACGCUCAGUCUUAUAACGGCCAGCUCGUUAAGCACUUGGAAACCGGAAAGGGAACGCCGUUAAUGCCGAACCGCCGGUUCGAGACUUACAUUUUCGCACUUUUCAAUGAGAACCAAAAACCCGGUCCACUCGCUGAGCGUAAUUGGGGCCUCUUCCAACCCGAUUUUACACCCGUUUAUAACUCUGGAAUAUUGCGCAAUGACCAGAGAGCAGGAACACCGGCAAGCCCAGUAGCAGGAGGGCAAAGUUGGUGUGUGCCCAAAGCAGAUGCUAGCAACGAUGCUCUACAAGCCAACAUAAACUAUGUGUGCAGCCAAGGUGUUGAUUGCAGGCCAAUUCAACCAGGAGGAGUUUGCUUUGCUGCCAACAACGUUAGAGCCCUUGCCACUUAUGCCAUGAAUGCUUACUACCAGGCCAAUGGUCGCCAUGAUUUCAAUUGUGACUUCUCUCACACUGGUGUCAUUACCUCUACUAAUCCAAGCCAUGAUAAUUGUAGAAUCUGAGCAUGUUGCUUCAAAGUCAUAAUCAGAGGAAAGAUAAGAAGAUAGAGAGAAAGCCCAUUGUCGUGGUGUCAAUGUGGUCCUUGUGGUAGUAGCAGCUUUGUGAUUAUGAUUUCAUGUAUUCUCAUUUAUUUAGUUUGUAUAUUGUUCUGCCAAAAAAAAAAAUGUUAAGCCGGCAUGGCAUUUCAUGCACUAAAUAUUAUGGUCGAUCCACGGCUGCAUGAUAAAUAGGAACAUUACGUUAAUAUUAUAACAUCAGUUGUGGC